UGGCAUUAUGUAAAAUUACGAGUGCACUUUCGAGUCUCCCUCUCCUCUCCACCUCACCCUCUUGAUUUUUUGUUUGUUUAUUGUUUUCAUUGAAGUGUUUUCAAGUUUUCGAAUUUCGAACUUUUGUACGACGAUUAAAUUGUUUCAAAGUUGUUAAUAAUAAUGAUUUUCAUAAUAAUAGAAUUGUGAACAGUAUUCUACAGUGUUGAGCUGAUAUAUUAAUUCGCAGAACCAGGCUUCCGAUCGAACGUUUGUCGCAAUGCCUGGAGUAAUUCUAGAGAACCUCAGUGGCAGAAAAUUAUUCGUGCUGGUUUGCAUUUUAGCGAUUUUGCAAACAACAUGUUUCCUCAUCGGUGGUUUGAUCGCACCUUCUCCAUCGACAGCUGAUAGUGUUUUGGCGCAGAAAUGCCUCUCGAACGAUACGAGUAGAGUGUUUUACAACCGGGACAGCAAAGGAGCUCAAACUAAAGAAGGCUGUCCGAAUAUUAUUAGUAAAAUUGAUAGCAAAGUGCAAGUAGCGAAUCAGAUAGUAUUCAUGUUCCAGCUACCAAAUCCUAGAAGUAAUAUGGUUCUCGAUUACUCUAGAUGGCAGCAGAACUUGUUAGGAGUAUUGCACUUUGAUAUCGAGUACGAUAGCACUCACGAAAUGCCGUCCGAUUUAUUAUUAACGUUAGAUGUAAAACUAGCCUAUAGAAAUGACGAAGACGCCAGCGGUGAUUGGAAAAUCUACUCGCAAGGUAUCGUCGAAAGACAUUUGGAAUGCGUUGCCGAUCAUAAAACACCGGGAUACGAUUACGAGUGUAAAAUCGUGCCUUUAUUCGAAUUGGCAUCUUUGCAUCACGAUUAUUACGUGGUUAAUAUUCGACUACCGGCGGAACUGGGUAAACCGACGAACGCCGAUUUGGGACGAGUCACUGAUAUAUGGCUCGUUGCUAUUAAUCAAAACGGCGGAUUUACUAAAGUUUGGUUAACUAUGAAGACCGCCUUCACUCCGCUCAUCAUUUUAACCAUGGUUUGGUUUUGGAAUCGAGUCAAGCAAUUGAAUCGAGCCCCUGUGUUACUCGAAUACAUGCUGCUGUCUCUGGGAGCUACGUUGACGUUUUUAAAUCUUCCGGUCGAAUUAUUCACGUUGUUCUUCGAGUUACCGUUCAUGUCGCUGUAUCAAGAUAUCAGACAAGGUAUAUUCUACGCAGCCUUGUUAUCGUUUUGGUUGGUGUUUGCCGGCGAGCACUUGAUGAUCCAAGAUCCUACACCUCAUCACUUGCGAACCUAUUGGAAACAUUUGAGCGCCGUGGCCAUCGGUUGCGCAUCUUUACUCGUAUUCGACUUAUUUGAAAAAGGAUCGCAGAUAACGAAUCCGUUCUAUUCGAUUUGGGUGAACAAACUGGAUACUAAUUUAGCUCUAACGUUCAUUAUCUGCGCGGGUAUAUCAGCCAGUUUUUACUUUAUAUUUUUAUGUUACAUGAUUUGGAGAGUGUUCUGCAACAUAAGCAUUAAACGAUCCGCUCUUCCGAGUAUGUCCAGCGUACGCAGACUUCACUACGAAGGUAUCAUUUACCGAUUUAAAUUCCUAAUGUUGGCCACCUUAGCCUGCGCCGCGAUGACGAUAAUCGGAUUUAUAUUGGAUCAAGUCUCCGAAGGUCGUUGGAAAUGGAACGAAGAGAUCGAGAUAGAGUUCACGUCGGCUUUUCUUACCGGUGUCUACGGUAUGUGGAACGUGUACAUAUUGGCGUUAAUGAUUUUAUACGCUCCGUCUCAUAAGCAAUGGCCUUCCGAGGUUGAUUUACAAAGUUCGGCCGCCGAUGGUAUCGAAUUGAGCCAUAUUUCCAACAACGAACCUAGUGAAAUAUCGCUUCUAACGAGUUACGCGAAGAAAAUGUUCACCGAUUAAUGUUUCCCAUAUCUUGACGAGUCUACUUUUUUAGGUGCAGGUUCCCUCCUCUGCCAGAAAUAUCAGAUCUCAGUUUGUUUUUAUCGAUUUUUUUUCCUCUUAUUUUUACACAAGUUUAUCGCGAACGUGUGGUUACGAUUCGUUUUUUUUUUAAAUAUCUAUUUUUUGAUAGGAUUUUUUUUGUACCAUUUGUACUCGUACUAUUGUAUUUUAUUUGACUAUUGUUUCGAGGGAAAAUCGACGAAUGAAUUUCCAAAUUUUCACACAUUUAUCAACAACUGAUCAUUCUUUUUAUUCUACACGUUGGUCCGCGAAGCACUCUUAGUCUCCAUUUUCAAAUUUUACAAAAAUCUUGAUCCGAUAUUGAAGCCCAUCAAACUCAGUUCAAGUUCAACAAAAAGUUGAUCAGGUUCUGAUCAAAUUCAAUCCCCAUCGUAUUACAAUACUUUUCAUGAUGUACAGUAUGACACAAAAGUAGUGUCGGUGACUUAUUUUCAAGUGGAAAGAGCUAGAGAGAUGAAUGAAGAGGCGUUGAGUAGAGAAAAAUAAGGGCUUUCAAAAACGACCUUGAAAAUUUCAAGCCAAUGCACAGGGUGUCCACAAAUUGAAAAACCGGUCUGGUCAAAAAAUUCAAACUGGUUUUUAUU
Messenger RNA from Planococcus citri (citrus mealybug), 2538 nucleotides. Its product is annotated as protein wntless-like. Gene Ontology annotation, biological process: Wnt signaling pathway; intracellular protein transport; Wnt protein secretion. Bases 260 to 1891 code for a protein of 543 amino acids. Gene Ontology annotation, molecular function: Wnt-protein binding. The transcript has 2 exons. Lineage: Eukaryota; Metazoa; Arthropoda; Insecta; Hemiptera; Pseudococcidae. The record is from RefSeq and is a predicted model, not a curated record. Gene Ontology annotation, cellular component: organelle membrane; endomembrane system.